ACUCCGCUCACUUCCCCGGCCCCGCGCGGCCCCCGCCGCCCGCUGCCCGCUGCCCGCUGCCCUCGCCCCGCGCGCCGGGCAUGUGAGCGCGGGCGGGCGCCGUCACCAUGGCCUCGCCGCGCGCCUCGCGGUGGCCGCCGCCGCUCCUGCUGCUGUUGCUGCCGCUGCUGCUGCUGCCGCCGGCGGCCCCCGGGACGCGGGACCCGCCGCCUUCCCCGGCUCGCCGCGCGCUGAGCCUGGCGCCCCUCGCGGGAGCGGGGCUGGAGCUGCAGCUGGAGCGCCGCCCGGAGCGCGAGCCGCCGCCCACGCCGCCCCGGGAGCGCCGCGGGCCCGCGACCCCCGGCCCCAGCUACAGGGCCCCUGAGCCAGGCGCCGCGACACAGCGGGGACCCUCCGGCCGGGCCCCCAGAGGCGGGAGCGCGGAUGCUGCCUGGAAACAUUGGCCAGAAAGUAACACUGAGGCCCAUGUAGAAAACAUCACCUUCUAUCAGAAUCAAGAGGACUUUUCAACAGUGUCCUCCAAAGAGGGCGUGAUGGUUCAGACCUCUGGGAAGAGCCAUGCUGCUUCGGAUGCUCCAGAAAACCUCACUCUACUCGCUGAAACAGCAGAUGCUAGAGGAAGGAGCGGCUCUUCAAGUAGAACAAACUUCACCAUUUUGCCUGUUGGGUACUCACUGGAGAUAGCAACAGCUCUGACUUCCCAGAGUGGCAACUUAGCCUCAGAAAGUCUUCACCUGCCAUCCAGCAGUUCAGAGUUCGAUGAAAGAAUUGCCGCUUUUCAAACAAAGAGUGGAACAGCCUCGGAGAUGGGAACAGAGAGGGCGAUGGGGCUGUCAGAAGAAUGGACUGUGCACAGCCAAGAGGCCACCACUUCGGCUUGGAGCCCGUCCUUUCUUCCUGCUUUGGAGAUGGGAGAGCUGACCACGCCUUCUAGGAAGAGAAAUUCCUCAGGACCAGAUCUCUCCUGGCUGCAUUUCUACAGGACAGCAGCUUCCUCUCCUCUCUUAGACCUUUCCUCAUCUUCUGAAAGUACAGAGAAGCUUAACAACUCCACUGGCCUCCAGAGCUCCUCAGUCAGUCAAACAAAGACAAUGCAUGUUGCCACCGUGUUCACUGAUGGUGGCCCGAGAACGCUGCGAUCUUUGACGGUCAGUCUGGGACCUGUGAGCAAGACAGAAGGCUUCCCCAAGGACUCCAGAAUUGCCACGACUUCAUCCUCAGUCCUUCUUUCACCCUCUGCAGUGGAAUCGAGAAGAAACAGUAGAGUAACUGGGAAUCCAGGGGAUGAGGAAUUCAUUGAACCAUCCACAGAAAAUGAAUUUGGACUUACGUCUUUGCGUUGGCAAAAUGAUUCCCCAACCUUUGGAGAACAUCAGCUUGCCAGCAGCUCUGAGGUGCAAAAUGGAAGUCCCAUGUCUCAGACUGAGACUGUGUCUAGGUCAGUCGCACCCAUGAGAGGUGGAGAGAUCACUGCACACUGGCUCUUGACCAACAGCACAACAUCUGCAGAUGUGACAGGAAGCUCUGCUUCAUAUCCUGAAGGUGUGAAUGCUUCAGUGUUGACCCAGUUCUCAGACUCUACUGUACAGUCUGGAGGAAGUCACACAGCAUUGGGAGAUAGGAGUUAUUCAGAGUCUUCAUCUACAUCUUCCUCGGAAAGCUUGAAUUCAUCAGCACCACGUGGAGAACGUUCGAUCGCUGGGAUUAGCUACGGUCAAGUGCGUGGCACAGCUAUUGAACAAAGGACUUCCAGCGACCACACAGACCACACCUACCUGUCAUCUACUUUCACCAAAGGAGAACGGGCGUUACUGUCCAUUACAGAUAACAGUUCAUCCUCAGACAUUGUGGAGAGCUCAACUUCUUAUAUUAAAAUCUCAAACUCUUCACAUUCAGAGUAUUCCUCCUUUUUUCAUGCUCAGACUGAGAGAAGUAACAUCUCAUCCUAUGACGGGGAAUAUGCUCAGCCUUCUACUGAGUCGCCAGUUCUGCAUACAUCCAACCUUCCGUCCUACACACCCACCAUUAAUAUGCCGAACACUUCGGUUGUUCUGGACACUGAUGCUGAGUUUGUUAGUGACUCCUCCUCCUCCUCUUCCUCCUCCUCCUCUUCUUCUUCUUCAGGGCCUCCUUUGCCUCUGCCCUCUGUGUCACAAUCCCACCAUUUAUUUUCAUCAAUUUUACCAUCAACCAGGGCCUCUGUGCAUCUACUAAAGUCUACCUCUGAUGCAUCCACACCAUGGUCUUCCUCACCAUCACCUUUACCAGUAUCCUUAACGACAUCUACAUCUGCCCCACUUUCUGUCUCACAAACAACCUUGCCACAGUCAUCUUCUACCCCUGUCCUGCCCAGGGCAAGGGAGACUCCUGUGACUUCAUUUCAGACAUCAACAAUGACAUCAUUCAUGACAAUGCUCCAUAGUAGUCAAACUGCAGACCUUAAGAGCCAGAGCACCCCACACCAAGAGAAAGUCAUUACAGAAUCAAAGUCACCAAGCCUGGUGUCUCUGCCCACAGAGUCCACCAAAGCUGUAACAACAAACUCUCCUUUGCCUCCAUCCUUAACAGAGUCCUCCACAGAGCAAACCCUUCCAGCCACAAGCACCAACUUAGCACAAAUGUCUCCAACUUUCACAACUACCAUUCUGAAGACCUCUCAGCCUCUUAUGACCACUCCUGGCACCCUGUCAAGCACAGCAUCUCUGGUCACUGGCCCUAUAGCCGUACAGACUACAGCUGGAAAACAGCUCUCGCUGACCCAUCCUGAAAUACUAGUUCCUCAAAUCUCAACAGAAGGUGGCAUCAGCACAGAAAGGAACCGAGUGAUUGUGGAUGCUACCACUGGAUUGAUCCCUUUGACCAGUGUACCCACAUCAGCAAAAGAAAUGACCACAAAGCUUGGCGUUACAGCAGAGUACAGCCCAGCUUCACGUUCCCUCGGAACAUCUCCUUCUCCCCAAACCACAGUUGUUUCCACGGCUGAAGACUUGGCUCCCAAAUCUGCCACCUUUGCUGUUCAGAGCAGCACACAGUCACCAACAACAGUGUCCUCUUCAGCCUCAGUCAACAGCUGUGCUGUGAACCCUUGUCUUCACAAUGGCGAAUGCGUCGCAGACAACACCAGCCGUGGCUACCACUGCAGGUGCCCGCCUUCCUGGCAAGGGGAUGAUUGCAGUGUGGAUGUGAAUGAGUGCCUGUCGAACCCCUGCCCAUCCACAGCCAUGUGCAACAAUACUCAGGGAUCCUUUAUCUGCAAAUGCCCGGUUGGGUACCAGUUGGAAAAAGGGAUAUGCAAUUUGGUUAGAACCUUCGUGACAGAGUUUAAAUUAAAGAGAACUUUUCUUAAUACAACUGUGGAAAAACAUUCAGACCUACAAGAAGUUGAAAAUGAGAUCACCAAAACGUUAAAUAUGUGUUUUUCAGCGUUACCUAGUUACAUCCGAUCUACAGUUCACGCCUCUAGGGAGUCCAACGCGGUGGUGAUCUCACUGCAAACAACCUUUUCCCUGGCCUCCAAUGUGACGCUAUUUGACCUGGCUGAUAGGAUGCAGAAAUGUGUCAACUCCUGCAAGUCCUCUGCUGAGGUCUGCCAGCUCUUGGGAUCUCAGAGGCGGAUCUUUAGAGCGGGCAGCUUGUGCAAGCGGAAGAGUCCCGAAUGUGACAAAGACACCUCCAUCUGCACUGACCUGGACGGCGUUGCCCUGUGCCAGUGCAAGUCGGGAUACUUUCAGUUCAACAAGAUGGACCACUCCUGCCGAGCAUGUGAAGAUGGAUAUAGGCUUGAAAAUGAAACCUGCAUGAGUUGCCCAUUUGGCCUUGGUGGUCUCAACUGUGGAAACCCCUAUCAGCUUAUCACUGUGGUGAUCGCAGCCGCGGGAGGUGGGCUCCUGCUCAUCCUAGGCAUCGCACUGAUUGUUACCUGUUGCAGAAAGAAUAAAAAUGACAUAAGCAAACUCAUCUUCAAAAGUGGAGAUUUCCAAAUGUCCCCGUAUGCUGAAUACCCCAAAAAUCCUCGCUCACAAGAAUGGGGCCGAGAAGCUAUUGAAAUGCAUGAGAAUGGAAGUACCAAAAACCUCCUCCAGAUGACGGAUGUGUACUACUCGCCUACAAGUGUAAGGAAUCCAGAACUUGAACGAAACGGACUCUACCCGGCCUACACUGGACUGCCAGGAUCACGGCAUUCUUGCAUUUUCCCCGGACAGUAUAACCCGUCUUUCAUCAGUGAUGAAAGCAGAAGAAGAGACUACUUUUAAGUCCAGGAGAGAGAGGGACUCAUUGCUCUGAGCCAGUCACCUGGGACCUCUGCUCAGAGGACCGCACCAGGAGGCUGCGCCCAGGAUUUGUCGGGAGCCACGCUGAGUGGCAAGCAGGAAGAGGGACAGGCAUGCGGGGCGUGACCACAGUGGAGGAGACAGGUGGAUGUGGAACCACAGGCUGCUCAUUCAGCACCUUUGUUGUUACUGUGAACGUGAAUGUGGGCCAGUAUCAAGAGAGUCUCUCUGAGUGACUGCACCAUGGCACUGGCACCAGGGCGACUAUUAGCCAGGGCAGACCACUAGACUUCAGUGCAGGGACCUGGUUUUCCCUUCGUUUGCACUUUAGUAAAUUGGGUGGGAGGUUUCCUUUUGGAUCUGUUUUGAGACUGUUCCAGAAAGAAGGCUUCCUUUCCCGAGACACUUCCAUAGGCAGCAAUUUGGUGAUUCAUUUGCAGCAAAAUACUGGCUUGUUAAUUAUUUUCCUGCCCAGCGCCUGCGUGCUAAACAACAGAUGAGGAUGAGCGUACCACUGAAGUCUGAAGAUGUCGCCAUUGAACGGACAGUGUUUUCAUAUGUUUCUAGGUUGUCUUAUGCUACAGUUUCCAAGCCAGCCCCCACAGUGAGGAAAUGUGUGAGGCACCGCACACAACUGCAAUGUGUUUUUUAAGUCAAGGUGACACAUGUAUUUAAGAUUUUUUUUUUAAAUCUCUUUGCAGUUAAAUCUCACUUUUUCAAACAAGCCUGGAUCAGGGCAAAACAACUUAUAUUUGGUUUUAGCUGGAGGCUCAGCAGGCAGAUUGCAGGCAGGGGGGCACUUUUCAUCCAUGAGGGCCCAGCCUGGGGCCUGGGACUCGAUCACCAUUGUGGAGGCCAGAGGCAGCUGCGUAUGGAGGAGAAAUGUCAAACUGAACGCAGGUUUCACCACUCUAGGAAAGCAGCUUGUUGAGCCCCUGCAGCUGGAUGUGGUUAGAGGGAUGGGCUGAAUAGGCAGGUUAGAUUUCCUGCAUCAACAGUGCUUUGGGAAGCUGUGUGGAUUCCUGAGGAAGAACAGGGAGCCGAGAUGGAGCCACACAUGAGUUUGCUCACCGGCUACUGCAGCACUUUGUACCCAGAAUCUCAUGUCCACAAACCCCAUGUAAACUUUCAACCACUCAAAGCUGUUUAUUCGGCUGAAGAAAUAACUUUUUUUUCUCACCCAGUCAUUUGUACCUCUUCAUAUGGCUAUGUCGCACCCUCCAGAAACGUGGUUAUACUUCCAGUCAGUGUGGGAGAACUGAAGACUUCCGGUUGGUCGAGGAACUGAGGGUUGACCUUCGGGAAGGAAGUUCCACUCAUCUUAUUUAUUAUGCCUGUGAUGUGGGUCCUGCCAGGGAGACAUCCAGUACUCGGUGUCUUUAAUUGCCACCUGGGGAACUGUGUUUAUUGGCCUUCUUUGGGGCAUCCUGGUUUUGGAUGAAGUGAGGGGAAUACAGAGGUAAAAGAAUUGUCUCCACCCUGAAGCGGGGAGUCCCGCUUCACAUUUCUGGAAAUGGUGCAGCCACUGGGGACAGUUCUGCCCCGGGCAUGGUUGUUUCUUCAAGGUCCUCUAAAUAUAAUCCCUAUUCUUACAUAAUCCUUGGCCCUGAUGGUUUUAAGCAAGAACUCCUGUGUCCCAUGGUCUCCACCACUCACCAUCACCCUGCUGUAGCAAGAGUCCUAGUCAGGGGAGGUGCAUUUUAGUAGUUACAUUGCACUUAUCCAUGAGAUAAAUAAAAGGAGAACUGUUUUUAUCAGUGGAGGCUAACCUAAAAUUUCAAAGUGUCGCCUUUUUGAAAUCUUGGGCCUCUCUCUCUGUAGAACCAAUGGCCCUUUGUGGCUCACGGCCUCGCACCUAACUGGAGAGUUCUGAGCUCCUGCAGCUCACCUGAGCCCACAGACUAGGCUUCUUGGCUCCUUCCGCAGCAUGCCUGCUCACCCCCAGAACCCGCAGCUGUGGGAAGAGCCAUGUAGGGAGGCUAUUCCCAGGCAUACACUUCCACUGCCUUCAGCUGACGUCACAGCUGACAAAUCAUCUCCUCUAUCGGAGCCAGAAGACUUCAGCUCCACAAAAUGAAGUGUUCUGUCCUGAAAACAUUCUUGGGAAGAAUCCCAACAUCGAGAAAACGGUGUCCUGUGAGUUCCAACAAUGCUUCUUGUUCAUGGGUUUCUUCCGUAUGGAGUGGAUUAAGAGUGUUUUAUUUUGUUGUUCUAACUGAGAAAAAAAGGAGGCACCCACAAGGUUGAGGUCACACAGUCUCCACAGUUUCCAGGAGGCGUUUGGGGGUGGGGAAGGCACCUCCAGAGCAUGAGGCUCUAAGGGGACAUGAGUAAAGCAUGUCUGUGACCCAGUGAGGAAGGGAGAGGCCAGCUGCACUCCUGCACGGGGUUCCUAGCUGCAGAAGGGUCCCGCCUAGGCCGAGGGGAAACACCUGAUAGCAGAAGAGGCCUGGAUGCACACCUGGCACGCCGAGGCUCUCCGCCCAGACACAGUGCUCCAUGUCAGCCCCUGCACCUGGGGUGUGUGAUUCACGUGCACAGAUGCCACAAUCCUGCACCAAUAUCCCACAGAUGGGGGAAGGUGAGAGGAAGGGGCAAGUGAUGUGUAACUGCUCAAGAGAUGCUUAAACCUCCAUAGAGAGGAGCCGGGCGCAGGGGCAUCUGUGUGUCCCGUCACACACUGCAGCAGGGAAGGGUGGCUGGCUGGCUCCCUGGCAUCAGUGGUUUGGUUUAAGCUCCAGAGGGUCUUAUUGCCAUUGUCUUUUCCUCUGCCCCUUGAGCCAGCCUAAGGCCCUGGAGUCUGUUUCUUUAGGCGGAUGAACUGACAUGCUCCUACCAUGACCAGGCUCUGGGCAAGGCUCCUCACAGUAUCCUUGAGAGGUGGGCAUGGAAGUGCCCAUUUCUCAGGUACAGAAACCUUCAGAGAGGAUAAAUAGCUUGCCCUGUAGAAGCAGGACUGAAACCCUUGUCUGCCUGACUCCCCCAGCUACUCUGCCCACUGUAGCCCCCUGCCUUACUGUCCUGGCACACCCCUCACCAUCCUGUAUACCUUAAAUAUCAAAGAGGGCAAGAGAGAAAGGGCUUUAAAGAUAAGUUAUUUUUUUAAGGAACCUUAAUAUUAUUUUUAAGAAGUAACCAAAUUAGUGACGUGAAAUGCAAAAAAAAAAAAAAAAAAAUGCUGACUACCCUUUUGAAAAUGUGCUUUCAGAUUGUUUUUUAUAUGUAAUUCUUAGACACUUGUCAUUAAGAAAAUAGUGGCUGGCUUGUGCUCAGCAAGAAGCACACUGGCACGUGGCUUUGGUAUAGGAAGUGGAAGGCAAGGACCUGGGUUUCUGACAAGUGCAGUCAGACAUACACAUCCAUCUGAGAGCUGCUUGCCUUGUUCCCGUGGUAAGGCCAUGGCUCCCACAUACUGGAAGCAUAUUUUUGUGAACUGUUUUCAGAAUUGGGAACAUAUUCAGUGGAAUGUCUUAAACGCUGACACAUCUUCCUCCUUUGAGGGGAAGUAUAUUUUCAGAAGCAGCUAAGACAUUUAGAGCCAAAAUUGCUGAUAGGUGGUUCAGUCAAGUUGGCUGAUGGCAUCUGAGGUCAAAAACUAAGAUGUGACGAUUGAGUUCUUAAAGAGGUAACUCUUAAAGUGGGCCCAAGGGAGAAGGCAGCAUCUUUGGACUCCUAGGCUGGAUGGCUACCCAAGAAUAUGCCAUUGAAGGAUGACACCUAUUCAGAUGUGAAAGUUCCCAGAGCAGGCACCUUUGGGUCACCCACCACGUGUGGCUUUUUGGUGCCUGCAUGAAACUGUGUUGCCCCCUGGUGAGAUGCCCGGGUGUCCUGUAAGCCGAUUUAACUCUGCCUGAGGAAGAGGAGCUGUCCACUCCAGUUGCCCUUGGCUAAGUUUAGCCUAACACACAGGGUUUUGACCCAUAGUUCUAAAAUACACAAAUUUUGAGACUACAGCACUUCUUUGGAAAGAGGAAGAAUGCAAAGUUCAGUAUUUCAAUACUUUGUAUUUUACUUGAAAUUACCCUUAGUAGCAUCUUUUUUUUCCUGUCUGAAAGCUUUUGUGUGGAUGAGAAGGGACAUUUCAUUUCCUCCCUUAACAAAGUGUCAUUCUGAGGUUCUCAUGUGUGUUUUUGGAAAUAGAGAUACUGGUUUUGUAGAGUUUGCCUUUGGGUAUGUUUUCUUUUUUUCUUAAAUCUCCAAGGAAGAGAACUGACUAAAAUAGUAGGAACAUGAAAGUAUUAAAUGCCAAUUAAUUUGUUGUAGUAAAGUAUCUUCAUUAGCGUUAUACUCCAUCAUAUCUGGUGUAAACUGCUCACAGAAAACCCUAUGAAACCAAAGGGGGACCAUUCAGGUCUAAAAAGCGACAGGUCCGAGACUGGGUCUGUCACCUGGGCAUUUUCAAAGAGGACAUUUUGAAGAAUUUGCAUAUUCAGAUUUUUAAAAUGCACUUAACAUACUUCAUUACAGAUUUCUUGGGUAGGGAGGAUGGGAUAGGCCAGGGAUGGGAUGGAGUCAGUUCUGCCUGGGAAACUAAUCCGAAUCAUUUACCUUUCUGUAUUAACCUUGGCCUGUCCUAAAAAGAGAACGACUGUUUCAUCAUGAGUUGCUCUGAGUUUUGUUAAUGUUUGUGUUGGUGGAUUGACGGUUAAAUGAAGCAUUUAGCUGGAAUAUGAACUUUGGGAGUUUUCAUGUUGUCCUGGAUUUCUCUUUGUAAACCUUUAAACCUUAGCCCCUGGUUGAUUGUGUUAAACCCAUUAUGAGAAUGUUAUUUAAAGUUGUAUUAUAAUUGCAACCUCCACUAAUUAUUCAGUACUGUAGCAGCAAAGUAUUAUUUGUAAGAAUUUGGUUAUUUUUAUACUUAUAUCCACUCUAAGUCUGGCGUUCUAGUCAGUAAAAUGAUGCAAUAAAAUUAAUAUCAUUUUCA
Homo sapiens (human) is the source of this 9195-nucleotide messenger RNA. It is a transcript of the gene HEG1, whose product is annotated as heart development protein with EGF like domains 1. Gene Ontology annotation, cellular component: extracellular region; anchoring junction; cell-cell junction. The record is from RefSeq and is marked validated. The transcript is spliced from 17 exons. Gene Ontology annotation, molecular function: calcium ion binding. The coding region runs from base 108 to 4253 and encodes 1381 amino acids. NCBI's taxonomy places the organism in Eukaryota, Metazoa, Chordata, Mammalia, Primates, Hominidae.